This is a messenger RNA of Nicotiana attenuata, 1966 nucleotides long. RefSeq names its product regulator of nonsense transcripts 1 homolog. Lineage: Eukaryota; Viridiplantae; Streptophyta; Magnoliopsida; Solanales; Solanaceae. Gene Ontology annotation, biological process: nuclear-transcribed mRNA catabolic process, nonsense-mediated decay. Bases 317 to 868 code for a protein of 183 amino acids. Gene Ontology annotation, molecular function: RNA binding; RNA helicase activity; ATP binding. Gene Ontology annotation, cellular component: cytoplasm. The record is from RefSeq and is a predicted model, not a curated record. The transcript has 2 exons.
GCCCCACCUUGAGUCACGUGCUCAUAGUCACGAGACUAGACGAAAUCACCCAAUCACGCAGAGCACCAAGUCUUAUCUCACGUGAGCCCCGCCAUUUCUCCACCUCCUCCUCGGUCCUCGUCUUCACGAAAAUAAAGACGCACACUCACUUAUACAUACAAAUAUUCCUAUAUCUCUCUCAUCUCCCUCCAUUUCCAAACCCUGUAAAUCCAAAUUCGCUUUUGUUUCUGCUUCCUCACGUUCAAAUUCCUAAACCCUAACCCUAACCUGAAUUCGUAUGUGAUUUUUACAGUUAAAGGAGUAGUGUGAUCGGAAAAUGGAUUCGCAGGCGAACAAUUUGUACGAUACGGCGUCGCAGCCGGACACGGGCAACGAUGCCUACACAUUUUUAGAAUUCAGCACACAGGGAGAGGAAUUCGAUUAUCCUGAGUUUCACGAGCUUUCGCAGCCAAUUCGAUCAUCUGCGUGGCCUACGCCGUCCGAUUCUUUAGUCUCGGAAGCUCCUGAUCGGCUACCAUCGUCAUCCGACGCUUCUCCUUCCGCCAAAUCACGUGGCGGUGGUGGAGGAAAUAGUAAUAGUAAAUUUAGUAGUAAUAAGGCGGCGGCAGUGUCGGUGGAUGCAUUGGCGGCGGGAAUGAGCGGGUUGAAUUUUGAAGAGACAGGUGAUGAUGAGAGUUUUGAGUAUGGGAAAGGGGAUUUUGCUGUUGAACAUGCUUGCAAGUACUGUGGAGUAGCCAAUCCUGCUUGUGUAGUCAGGUGCAACGUGCCAUCUUGCCGCAAAUGGUUCUGUAAUUCGAGAGGGAACACUUCGGGUUCUCAUAUUGUUAAUCAUUUGAGGUGUUAUGACUUAUCAACAAAAAUGGCGUGAGGUGUGAUGACCUCAGUCAUUGCUUGUCAAGUUUGUUCAGACCUGCUGAUUUAUUUUUUCCAUCUGGUCCGAUGCAACAAAGGAUGUUGCUGCCUCUGGUUGAAAGAGGAGAGAAAAAAUGAAUUGAACUGAGCUUCCAUAGUUUGGCUUUCAAGGAUGAUUAUACUUACUACAGCUGGCGGGGAUUGUGUGAAAUCUGCUAUAUUGGAUUUACUUCCAUCUCUAUGGGUCAUGGAACAGAAAAACUUUACUAUUAAUUUCUUAAUAUAUCAAGAAUUGAGUUUUUUUUUUGCAAUUUGAGGAACUGGAAAACAAACUAUUGAAAGGUGGAAUCAAACAAGUCCAACUGAAAAAUAAUGUAAGAGGAUUCAGGCAACCAACUCCCAGCAUGGAUUAAAGCGCACUAGUAGCAGUAGUUGUUGUAAUUUAAGGAAUUGAACUUAUUGGUCAGUACUGAUGAAGAAUCUUUUGUGGCUCUAAAAAUGCGCUUAUUCUCUCAGUUCAGUUCUUUCUGUCGGAUGUGGUAAUGAGUAUUCAACCCUAGGAAUAUGAAGCCAUUGUUUCUUAGACCUGAGUCUUUUGUUUGGAAUGCUAAUAAUCAUGUAGUCUCCAGAGUUGCGCGAGGGCGUAUAAUUUGUGGUGUCCAUUUCUUCUUGUUCUGAUAAGUGAUAACUUGAUUUUUCUCAGAUCUUUGAAGAUUUUAUUUGCUUCUGCAAGUACAUACUCUUAGAUGUAGAGAAAACUUUGAACUGUUAUUUUUAUUUUAUCAAGCUGAAAAGCUAGGGCCUCACCUUUUGCUGAUUGUUAAGGAGAGUUGAUUUGCUCUAUCUUUUGCUGAUUGUUAAGGAGAGUUGAUUUGCUCUAUUUGAUAUUUCUUUUUUUACAUGUUCAAUGUCCAUUAGAUGUGAGUUUACCUGAUAAGAUACGACACAGUCACAUAACUGCGUGCUACAUUUUUUUCUUGAUACUAUAGCAAACAGUGGGAUAUCUACAUGCAUUGACUAAAAUAUAUUAAGAAACCCUCAGGGGUUGACCUGGUGGCAAUUGACUUGAGCCUUGGGGUAUGCUCCCUUUCAAGGUCUCAAGUUCAAAACCCAC